Molecule: messenger RNA, 573 nt
Organism: Sphenostylis stenocarpa
Lineage: Eukaryota; Viridiplantae; Streptophyta; Magnoliopsida; Fabales; Fabaceae
Source: the annotation of a GenBank genome assembly
AUGGCUGUUCCUGGUACAUUCUUGUUCCUGUUCUCUCUCACUCUCUUCUCCACCUUCCCAACUUCUCUUCACGCAUCGUUCUCUCACCAAUCCCACAUCAAACUCCCCUCAGAAACUCACAUCUCGUCGCAGAAAGAGACCCACCUCCACUUCUUCUACCACGACCUUCGAAGCGCCAAUGACCCCUCAAUUGUGCAAAUCGUGGACACCCCAAAGAACGUGCCGAACGGGUUCGGGACAACGUUUGUGAUGGAUGAUCCGAUGACGGAAGGCCCGGAGCUGAGCUCGAAGGGCGUUGGGAGGGCCCAGGGGCUCUUCGGACUGGCCUCUUUGAAUGACCUGGGAAUGUUCAUGCUCAUUAAUUUUGCUUUCAGCGAAGGGGAGUUCGCCGGAAGCACGUUGAGCAUGCUGGGCAGGAACCCUAUCGCGGAGCAGAACAGAGAGAUGCCGAUCGUCGGAGGCACUGGCGUGUUCAGGUUCGCCACCGGCUAUGCCAUAGCCAACAGUGUUGAUGAUAUUUCUACCCCCCAGCAUUUUGUGGUGGAGUACAACAUCACUGUGCGCCAUGGAUAA